Molecule: messenger RNA, 2734 nt
Organism: Dermacentor albipictus
Lineage: Eukaryota; Metazoa; Arthropoda; Arachnida; Ixodida; Ixodidae
Source: RefSeq, a predicted model, not a curated record
UCUGCGAAAGAUUGCUUAAGAAGAGGGUGACUUCACUGGUGGCCUAAGACGGACCUAUCGCCCGAACGGCUGAUCGCGCUGUCAUCACAGGAGCUGGUGCGCGCAGCGGCUAUUCCGGCAAACGACGCACCUUGGCUUUGCUAUAAGAGCCCUGUCUGGAUGGAGCCAGCAUCACUUCAGAGCGAUCCAGGCAGCAAGUAGCACCUGCCACGUACUAAACCCGGACCUUGCAUCUUUGCAGCAUUUCCCAGUGAGCGGAUCAACACGGAUCUAGCGUCGCCGUGACUGCUGAAUCCUCUUCUGACGGCGCAGCUGUGAGGCAUAUCUGCGAAAGAUUGCUUAAGAAGAGGGUGACUUCACUGGUGGCCUAAGACGGACCUAUCGCCCGAACGGCUGAUCGCGCUGUCAUCACAGGAGCUGGUGCGCGCAGCGGCUAUUCCGGCAAACGACGCACCUUGGCUUUGCUAUAAGAGCCCUGUCUGGAUGGAGCCAGCAUCACUUCAGAGCGAUCCAGGCAGCAAGUAGCACCUGCCACGUACUAAACCCGGACCUUGCAUCUUUGCAGGUACGUAAGCGUUCAAACGUUCAUCUCGAGUUCAAAUUAUAGCUGCUGGAUCGCUCUGCAUUGUUGCAUUGUUGCUCUGUUGUAGGGAAAUUGUAAUGGGUGAAAAUCCGCUGAAAUCAUUUGGACAGGUUCUUGCGGACAAACCGCCGGGUACCAUUAAAGAACUAGCUAAAGUCUUGCUUGACAUAACCUCAAAGCUGGAAAGUAUCACAACAAGCAUCAGAGCUGACAUAAGAAGCUUAGUAGCAGACAACAAACAGUCCCAGAGGGACAUGCAGGACAUUAAGACAUCCAUGGAUGUAAUGAAUAGGACAUUUGAGCAACUAAGGACUGACGUACACAACGUGCACCGCGAACUAUCAGAAGUGAAACACCAGCAGGCUAGUAUUAUUGGCGAUGUGCACCAGUUGCAGGGGGAAGUGAGGGAAAUGCGACAGGAAAUAAUCGAGCUCAAGCAGUACAGUCGUCGAAACAACUUGGAAAUAAGAAAUGUUCCAGUGUCGGCAGACGAAUCGCUGCCAGACAUGAUGCAAAACAUAGCGACUUGCUUGAAGAUGGAACUUCGUACCGAAGAUAUCGAUGUAGUGCAUCGAGUUCCGACCAAAAACAAGGCUCAACAGAAUAUUUUGGUAAGGUUUACAUCCAUUGCAGUCCGAGACAAAAUGAUAAAGAAUGCCAAGAAAGAGAGAUUGUCUACAUCAGCCCUUGGCUUCCAAAAGAAUGAGCCCAUAUUCAUUAAUGAACACCUCUGCCAAGAGAAUAAGAUUCUUCUCGCAAAAGCUCGCCAAGCGAGAAGAGAGAAAAAUUGGAAGUAUGUAUGGGUAUCCCAGGCCAAAAUUCUAAUGCGGAAAACCGAGAAUUCUCGUGUCUUGCACAUCAUUUCUGAAGACGACCUGAAAAAGGUAGUUUAGAGCCUCUAGUGCUAAGUCUUGCUUGCCACACCAAUCAUGGCGUUCUCAAUCCGUGAUGUUGAACGGGAAUUCCACAAAACCCAGGGUAUAUCGAUACUUCACUGUAACAUUCGAAGUUUUCGAAGAAACAAAGAUACAUUGUGUUCCUUUUUAGCACAGCAUAAUUUUACCUUUGAUGUAAUUGGCUUAACGGAAACUUGGUUAAAAGAAGGUGAGCACAUCUCAAUUCCGGGAUACAGUCUUGUAAGCAAUCCCAGGAAUACAGUAUCUCGUGGGGGUGGAGUGGCUCUACUAAUCACGCAGACAGUACCCUUUAGGAUAAUCACCAAUACUGAAAUAAGUAACAAUACGGUUGAAUCUCUCUUUGUUCUUUUAGAUUCACGCAUAGUUGUUGGUACAAUAUACCGGCCACCAAACUCGAGUCUGCCCGUUUUUUAUCAAUCGUUGGAAUCUAUCCUUUCCACCCUAAGCAGUAAGAGCUAUGGUACCAUCACUAUUGUUGGCGACUUUAACAUUGAUAUCAGCAAAGACACGAAUUGUGAAUACACGCACCUACUGGAUUCAUACAACUUCAAAAAUACAAUCCAAGAGCCUACUAGGUUGUCACCAAGGGCAUCCACAACUAUAGACCAUGUAUUGUGUAACAGUGAUAACAUACGUUCUGGCGUAUACGAUACGAGUCUCACGGACCACUGCCCUAUUUUUGCGUUAUUACACAGCGCAAAUAAUACCAUUGCAAAAAAGACUACCUUGGCAAAUCGCAGGAUUAAUUACAAAAUACUGCGACAAAAAAUUAAAGAAAAGGAAUUUCAUGAUGAAUUUAGCAGUGACUCUCAUAUCGAAUGCGCAAACUUUACAAAUGCAUUAGCCCACAUGAUAUCUCAGAGUACCACAUAUAAACAAAACAAAUACGAGGAACCUUUGUGCCCAUGGAUGAAUAACACCAUACUUACAGCAAUAAAAGAAAAGGACUGGUGGUACCAAAAAUGGAAAAAACAUAGAGAUAACACCUAUUAUUUGCAAAAUUAUCGAAUAUCUCGUAACCACGUAGUAGCUGUUAUCCGGAGGCGGAAAAAAGAAUACAACGCAUUCCUAAUAAAACAAGCACAAGGCAAUACCAAAAAAAUGUGGGAAAUUAUAAAAGCAGUAAUUGAUAAACCAAAUAAAAAACCAAUCGCUCCUGAACAUGUCGAUGCCAAGUGCGCCGACACUUUUAAUGCGUAUUUUACUAGCAUUGGCCCAAAACUAGCGGAGCGUA